AUGUCGUGUGCGAGGACGUGGAUGAGAAAAUGCGUGGAGAACCAUGAUAUUUGCUCUAAAGUCUCGUCUUCCACAUCCGGUAUUCGACGGCCAAUGCGUCUUCUCCAGAUUGGAAUGCCUGAGCCAGAAAAAUUGCGUUUGCUCACAGACGAAGCCCAAUCUUAUAAGAACCUCAAGCCUGAUUAUCUGACUCUUAGUCACCGCUGGGGUUCCGCCAAUCCAUUGGAAUUGACAAGUUCUACUUUCUCGCAAUUGAAACAAGGCAUCGAAAUUGCUGAUUUAUCAAAAACCUUCCGUCAUAGUAUCAAAGUCGCGCAAGAAUUGAAUAUCGACUUAAUAUGGAUUGAUUCUUUAUGCAUCUUCCAAGACUCAGCUGAGGAUUGGGCGAGGGAGGCUCCUCUUAUGCAGUGUGUAUAUGGAGGAGCAGUUUGUAACAUUUCGGCUAUUGCGUCGGAAGAUAGCGACACGGGCUGCUUUUUCAAAAGAAACCCCUCACAAUUAAAACCAUAUGAUAUCCAGACCCAAUGGAACGAUGGAUCGAAUGGGUCAUGUAUGCUCUACUAUCCGGACCUUCGGAGAGAUGCUAUUGAGAACGCCCCGCUUGCGUCUAGAGGUUGGGUUUUCCAAGAACGCUUACUUGCACCCCGCAUAUUGUAUCUUGAUGAUACACAACUAUUCUGGGAGUGCCAUGGUCUCAAAGCUUGUGAGGCUUAUCCAGAUGGAAUGCCUUUUAGCGAUGGUAGUUCUAAGGAAAGAGACGCUUUGGCUGCCCUAAAGCUUGGAACUAUUGGGAGCACUAUAUCCUCCCCGGACAAGAAACAAUUGCAGCGCUUAUGGCAAAAUUCCUGUUUCGACGACGGUUACUGUGCGGGAUUAUGGCGAAAAUAUCUGCCAUCACAGCUUCUUUGGCGUGCAGACAUACACACCAUAGGACACCUCAGACGAUCUAUUGAGUACCGAGCACCAUCUUGGUCGUGGGCCAGCCUUGACGGACCAAUAAUACCAGGAGGGUUCUCCGACGAUGGGAUAAUCAUCAAAAUUCUCGAAUGUCAUGUCCGAGACAUCAGUGGCGAUUCGACUGGACAAAUACAUAGCGGCGUGCUACGAAUCUUGGGCCCCUUGAUGACAAUAGAACUACAACCAUAUGCAAGGAAAUGGUAUCGUUUUCGAAUGCUCAUUGACAGAAGAUGGACAUAUGGGUUUAUACUAUGGCUAGACACAGAUGACCCUAUAUGCAACGGAAGUUACCAGAUCCAUUGCCUACCCAUCUUGUCGGAUGCCGAUUCAGACAGACCCGAGCGAUCUCCGCUCACGAAGUGCUUACUCUUGUUACCCACGGGCAAAUGGCCGGGGCAAUUCGUAAGAUGUGGUACACUGACAUUAGAAUCAGGGGAAAUGAAAGACUGGAAAGGGUUUCGAAAUAUACGAAAUCACGAUUGGCUCCAAUACGAGAGCAGGGAUGAUGAAGGCAAUUGUGUUAUUUCAAUAAUCUGA
Lachnellula hyalina is the source of this 1494-nucleotide messenger RNA. RefSeq lists its product as uncharacterized. The record is from RefSeq and is a predicted model, not a curated record. The transcript has 2 exons. Lineage: Eukaryota; Fungi; Ascomycota; Leotiomycetes; Helotiales; Lachnaceae. Bases 1 to 1494 code for a protein of 497 amino acids.